Brassicogethes aeneus is the source of this 516-nucleotide messenger RNA. NCBI's taxonomy places the organism in Eukaryota, Metazoa, Arthropoda, Insecta, Coleoptera, Nitidulidae. The record is from the annotation of a GenBank genome assembly.
AUGUAUCUGCGAAAGCACGAGACGUCUUCAGACGGAUGCCCGUCCCCCAGGCUUUCAUCCCCCGACAGUCACUACACAAAUCUAACCAUCGCCUCACCCGCCUCGGACCCAGGCAUGUCUUCCACGCAGCCAUACACCCCCAACUACACCACCUGGGGUGCGCACGACUACUACGGGGAGAACAAUAACAUCUACAACAAGUACGACUACAAGUACAAGUCCCAAAGGGUGGGAUGCUCGAGUUCCUACGAAAGUCAGGACUUCUACAGCAAAAACCUCGAGAAAAAACAGCAACAGCAGCAACAGCCCCCACAGGGGGUCGAAGUGAUGAAAAAACGACGUUUAGCUGCGAACGCUCGCGAACGUCGACGAAUGAACAGUUUGAACGACGCUUUUGACAGGUUAAGGGACGUGGUGCCAUCGCUCGGCAACGAUAGGAAGCUAUCGAAGUUCGAAACCCUUCAAAUGGCUCAAACGUAUAUCGCAGCUCUGCACGAGCUGCUUCAAAGAGAUUGA